Cryptotermes secundus is the source of this 10131-nucleotide messenger RNA. RefSeq names its product mitogen-activated protein kinase-binding protein 1 (gene Wdr62). NCBI's taxonomy places the organism in Eukaryota, Metazoa, Arthropoda, Insecta, Blattodea, Kalotermitidae. The coding region runs from base 329 to 5119 and encodes 1596 amino acids. Gene Ontology annotation, molecular function: protein binding. Gene Ontology annotation, cellular component: mitotic spindle. The transcript has 29 exons. Gene Ontology annotation, biological process: mitotic spindle organization; regulation of mitotic cell cycle. The record is from RefSeq and is a predicted model, not a curated record.
UCAUGCCUAUGAGCUCGCUGGCCGUUGUGGAAGUUGUUUAUACGGUUUUUGCAGUCUUUCGCGACCGCUUAAAUUUGCUGUACUGUAGUUGUAUUGUGGUUUGUGACUGAGUUGGUGAGGGUUAUGUUGUGAUUUUGGUGAAGUGCUAUAGUGGUCUGUGAAAGCUGAGGUUAAUAGCACAGCGUUUCUCUUUUUUGGAAUUUUAGAAUAACCCAAGUGUGUAGUGUGAAGCAGGAUAAUGCCGAAGCAAAAGUUAAGAAGUGGUGGAAUUGUUUGCAGUUAGUGAAGUGACAACUAGGUGGCAGAGAAUGCAGCAUCAAUACACGGUAUGGAUAACAUGAACCCGGCGCUGGGCGCGGGAAAAGUUAUUCGCGCGCCAUCUCUGAAGCGUGGAAAGAACGACGAAGCACGAAUCAGUGAUCGCGUGAAAUUAGAGCGGGUGCUCGGGCUAACGGUAUCCAGCAAUGCAGCACUCGACUGCGACCCAGAGACAGGAGUGGUUGCCUACCCUGCAGGAUGUACUGUCGUGCUCUUCAACCCAAAGAAAAACCGACAGAGCCAUCUUCUCAACAGUUCACGGAAGACCAUAACAUGCCUCGCGUUCUCUGCAGAUGGACGUUACUUGGUGACGGGAGAAUGUGGACACUUACCCUCAGUGAGGGUAUGGGACCUCCAGGAAGGAGGAGGGACCCAGAUUGCGGAGUUCGCGGGUCACAAAUACGGGAUCAACUGCGUCGCUUUCUCACCGGGCCACAAAUAUGUUGUGUCUGUUGGUUCCCAACAUGACAUGAUAGUGAAUGUAUGGGACUGGCGAUCAAAUGUGAAGGUUGCUUCAAACAAAGUGUCUGCCAAGGUGAAAGCAGUGUCUUUUGCUGAAAAUGGAAACUACUUUGUCACAGUUGGUAAUAGACACGUUAAAUUCUGGUACCUGGAGUAUUCACGGUCUGCUAAGUACAAAGAACCUGUGCCACUAAUGGGUCGAUCAGCUAUCUUGGGUGAACAGCGAAACAAUUAUUUCUGUGAUGUCGCCUGUGGUAGGGGUGAUAUGGGUGAUUCAACAUAUGCCAUCACAAAGUCAGGAUUGUUGUGUGAAUUUAAUAAUAGAAGACUGUUGGAUAAAUGGGUUGAGUUACGGACAACAAGUGCUAACUGUAUGACUGUUGGAGAGAUCUUUAUCUUCAUUGGCUGUGCUGAGGGAAUUGUCAGGUGUUUCAGUCCUACAACCCUCCAGUUUGUUACCACAUUACCCAGAACACAUUACCUCGGUGUGGAUGUGGCACAAGGACUAUCCAUUAGUCACAUGGCUACACAUCCAAAUAAUGCCAAAUACCCAGAUGUUAUAGCAUUAGCAUUUGAUCAGCGCAAUCUGAAGCUGACGUGUGUAUAUAAUGACCACAGCUUAUAUGUAUGGGAUGUACAAAACAUCAAACGGGUGGGCAAAUCUCACUCAUUCCUGUUCCAUUCUGCAUGUAUAUGGGGUGUUGAGAUGUUUCCUCCUGUAGAACAUGAAGGUGGCAGUGCAUUGCCAAUGAUGCCUCCAGGUUCAUUGGUCACUUGCUCAAGCGAUGAUACGAUUAGGGUGUGGAACCUAGAAUCUAACCUUCCACCAGACAAUGAUACUCUGUAUAAGAGGAACAUCUACAGUAAUGAACUGCUGAAGGUGCUGUAUGUGGAUCCUGAGCUCACUUACAUUAAAGAUUUAGAGUUGUCUGGUGCAGGUACUUCAGAAAAGACUGACAGUUCAUAUGAUGGUCGGAAUGGUGUGAGAUCAAUACGCAUCAGCCCAGAUGGCAAGCAUCUUGCCUCAGGGGACAGAGCUGGUAACAUCAGAAUCCAUGAGUUGCAAAACCUCCAAGAGCUGUGUCGGAUAGAAGCCCAUGAUGCCGAAGUACUUUGUCUUGAAUACAGUCGUCAUGAUAGUGGGCAUCGACUACUUGCUUCUGCUUCCAGGGACCGCCUUAUACAUGUCUUCAAUGUAGAUGAGGAGUAUAACUUUGUUCAAACACUGGAUGAUCAUUCAUCAUCUAUAACAGCUGUUCGAUUCCUGAGCACACAUGACCAACUGCAAAUGGUAUCAUGUGGUGCUGACAAGUCUAUCAUAUUUCGACAGCUACAAGGGACUCCUGGAGGAACACAGUACCAAUUCUCAAGAGGUCACAACAUUGCUGGUAAGACAACGCUGUAUGACAUGGAAGUGGAUUCAGGACAGAAACAUAUUUUAACUGCUUGCCAGGAUCGCAACAUUCGUGUCUACAAUGUUAGUAGCGGAAAACACAGCAAGACAUACAAGGGUUCAAUAGGUGAAGAUGGCUCCCUUAUUAAGGUUGUGCUGGAUAGCAGCGGAAUUUAUUCAGCCACAAGCUGUACAGACAAGACCUUAUGUGUGUAUGACUACUAUUCAGGUGAAUGUAUGGCAACAAUGUUCGGUCACUCAGAACUGGUAACAGGUCUGCGUUUCACUAAUGACUCUCGGCGACUGGUGUCAGCAUCUGGUGAUGGCUGUAUUUUUGUAUGGAAGGUCCCCCAUGAUAUGGUGGUCACUAUGCACGCCCGCCUAGCCCAGCAGGCAGCUCGUGCUGGAAGGAAAAUUGCGUCUCAGAUACCAAAUGGACUUCAUCUUGAUAAUGAGAACUUUGGCCCACCACCUCCAGAAUUUUUUGAUCCUAAUGCAAAUAGUGUGGAGCAGCCAGACUACAGAUUUAGUGUAGGUCAGUUACCACUGUGGGCCAAGAAGCAGAUUGCAGAUAACAGCUCCCCUCCAGCAAGUCUUAUAAACCGUCAGAUGGACCUGCCAAAAGGGCGCUGGGCCCAGAGACUGGAUGCUGGUGGCAUCACUGUGAAGUCUGUGUAUGACAGUGACAGCAUCAUUCAGAUUCCAUUAGGACAAGAAAAGAGACUGGACUCCGAUGGCUCAAAAGACAGUUCCAUUGACAGUGGUACAGAAUUGCGGCAUUAUGCAGACUUUCGUCAUGAAACUGUGACUACAUCAAAACAGGAUGGAAGGGAUAAUGCUGACUUCGUGCCUUGUCCUGAGAGUUAUCAGGAACUAACUAAUGGCCAACUAACAAAACAGGUGUCAAGCAGCAAAGUAACAUUAACAAGGGGAAAUGACAUCACAGAUCUUACACGAAAUCGUCAUCUCACUGAUGAUAGUAGCAUUGGCAGUUACAAGUAUGAGGACAUGGAAAGCACAGAGCAUGAUGGUGAUGUGGAAGACUACUCUGAAGGCGAGGGCGAAUCAACUGAACCAGAGCAGAGAGAGAGACUGAUGUAUUACCCACCUGCUGAAGAGACAGGAAGUGAUUACACUGUAAAUGCCAUGGAUGUAGAGGAACUACGGCGUUCCCAGAGGCGACUGAAGAAGAAUCAGCGACCUGAGCGUCUCACUGAUCUGCCACUUGUCUCAGUGUCAGCUUCUGUAUCUGGCAGCCAGGAAAGUGAUGAAGAUGAUGAUGAGGUGUCUACUCCAAGUGCAGAUACAGCUGAAAGGAACCUCCUCUCCUUGCUAUCUGUCAGCAGCACAGAAAGUCUGGAUCAUGUUGGUCAGAGAGAAAAGUACCUGAAGAAUACCUUCGAAUCUCUUAGUGGAGCAGAACAAGAAGCCACCAAAGAUGCAGCUGGAACCAGCAUAUCAUCGCAGUUUCUAGUGCGGUUAAGCCAGGGUGGACCAUUGUGUUCUCCAACACUUCGUAAUGUUGAAGUCAUUAAUGCUGCUAAACAGACUCGAGUCAACAGUGAAACAUCUAAGAAGCGUGAAGAAUUGCAACGCAGAAUAGAAGAAACACGUAGGAAAUUACAGAGUGUUGGUUACCGCUCAAACCUCAAGAGCAGCCAGAGCAUUACUGACUUAAGCCAUAUCCCUGAGAAAGAUGGAAGAGGCUCUCGUGGGGCCAACCAUGCACAUCGUUACACUCCUGCCGGAGCAGACAGUGUUGAAGGAACUCAAGCAGGUGAUUCAAAUGGUCUGCGUCGAGCUUGUUCAUUGAGUGACUUGUCAAAUACAACACCUCGGAAGCUCUUGCAUGCUGCUCCUGUUCAAGUUUCAGGUAAGUUGACCAGCAAGAGUGGUGCUGCUGGCAGCCGCACCCUUCCUCGACAUGGGCUCAAAGCUGGAACCACAAGCCUGAGUAACAACUCCAACAUGACAAGAAGCACUUCAAUGGGCAUGCUAAACCAGAGUGACUCAGAAAGUGAUCUCAGUUUGGCACAGCGAUCGAAUGUCUCAUCAUCAUCCAGAGUGAAUGGCUUGAUGCGACCCACUAUCAGUUCUCAGAACAAAGUGACAAGUUUAGGUGGCAGCAAGAGUAUGGUCAGCAACCAGAAUGUCAGGCGAAGAGGUCUUACUACUGCUUACUCUUCUGUGAACCUGAGUCAAGUUGGCAACAGCAAUAACAAUGAAGACUCAAGUUCGGAAGAGACAUCACCUGUCAGUGGGAAAUCUGGCACCAGACCUCGAAGCACCAGCAUUGAUCGUUCACAUACUAGUGCUCCUUCUAGUUUGCCAUCCAGUGGUACUCAGCCACAACCUCAACCCCGUCGUCCUGGAGGAUCAUCUCUUCAUGGCCGUUAUGGUAGUGAGAGAGAUCUCAGUCGCCCAGCACCACAGCGACUAACCACAGUAGGUCGUCAAGGUGGAAGCAAACCCAUUCCAGCACUGAGGCAGAACCAGUUGCUGGAACGAAGCCCACACGAGUUGCCUGUCAAAGACACUGACCAGCCUUCUGCUGUCUAUGAUAUAGUCAGUGCCCCACUUUCACAGCAGCUGUGCAGCUCAGUUGCAGACCAAUUGACACGAACUGCAGACAGUGUGGUGCAGCUAUACAAACGCCUCGCGCUAGAGGGUGACCAGACAGACCACAGGGAGAUGUUGCAUGGUUUACAGGAAGCUGUCAGUGAGGCUCAAAGAACACUCCGACACGUUGUGACAGGCGGAACUGGUGCCGUUGCUGCAGAAUCUCUUCCUGCAGCAUCAAAGUUACAGGAUAUUAUUGCUAACAGUGGCCAAGGAGAUCAAGCAAAUGUGGUAGCCAUGAUGCAGCAGUAUUCAGACAUGUUACUGACGAUGGUACAGCAGCGAAUGGGAAGCACCACAGCACCAAGCCUGCAGAAACCAAGUUAAAAUUAAUUUUGCCUUUUCUUUGAAGACUUGAGGAACUUUUUUGUAUAAUUCAAGUUUCAACUUUAUUAAUAAUGGUACAAUAACAUGUAAUAUAGAAUAGUAUGCCACUAUGCCAACAUCACAGCUGAAAUCUGUAGAUAUACAUGUUUAACUCGAGAUGCGUUUAGUCUCUAAAAAAGUGAUCAUAACAAUAUAGUAAUUACAUGUUACACAAUAAACAGUGGUGCAACAUAGCAAAGGGAACUCACAUGAAAUAAUUCAUCUGUUUUUAUAUGAGGGUUAGAGGAACUGAAUUACAAUGUUUUUCUGGUAACUGUGAUCUGUAUUACUAGUGAUUUUAGAUGCUAUUUGUAAUGCAGAACAAGACUUGAAGUAUUGAAUCACAAAGUCAGAACCCUUGGGAGAAAGGAAUAAGGCAUGUUAAGGUAGUUAAUUUUUGUAUAAAAUUAGGAAAAAUAGGCAAGGAAACUUGCUGUUGUAAGAAACUGCAAGAAUGUGUAUAUGUGUGUGAACCUGGUGCUGCUGAGAGGACUGCAGUGUUUUCUAUCAGGUCCUUACAUUGAUAAGAUUUCUGUUUGUUAGUUCAGAUCAUCCAGCUUAAGGCAGUGAUAUAUCAGAUAUGUGUACUAAUGUUGACUGUAAUAAUCUCUCGUCAUUUAAUUUCUUUUUUAUUGUUUUAUUAGAAGUUUUACAUUUCAGUAUGUUUUAAGAAUUUAUUUGAAAGUAGGUACUUCAUUAUAUGUGAGAAAACAUCAUGUCGGAAUGGGAUGGAACCAUUUUUAUCAUGCCUAUCCAUUCUGCAGUGUGUCAAAAGUGGAAGCAGUGGCAAGUUUUCAUUGUUGUUUAUUAAAUUGGCCUUCAGCUAUUCUUAAGUGUGUAGAUUGUAGCAGAACAUUCUUGUCAUCUGAUUUAAUUACCUUUGUAUUAAUAUGUACAGUUCAGAAAUCUAGUCAUUAUGAUUGUUAAUGAAUAUUGUGUAUUGUAUGAAUUGUUUUGUCAUUUCUCUGUGGGGUAUAGUAAAACUUCUAGGAAAGAUCUGUUAACCUUUUAAGGAUGAAUGUCUGAUUUAUCAAUGCCUGAGUGACUCGUUAAGUGGCCAAAUGUCCAAUAUAUUAUGUUCCAUUAUUGAGGAACCCGUUUAGCACUAUGUUGCCAGUGCUUAACCCAAACAAAGCAUAUAGUUUUCUUCAUGCUAGGCUUCAGCAGUACGUUUAUAUAAAUGUUACAUCAGGUUUAUUUUCCUUUCUAAACAACUGUUCCAGUCACUUGUAAGAAUUUAUUUAUUCUGUGAACCCACUCAGCAGAAGCAUUUUCCUGUUCUUUUCUCUUGAAAUGUUUGAAACAGUAGAAGUCCUUUCCAAACCUGAUAAUAUUUUUGGAGGAAUAAGAUAUUAAGGGAGAGUAAAGUGAUGCUUAAAAUUAUAAUUGCAUCAUAGAUUGUUACCCAUGUAUAAUUUUUCUUGUUCAUGUACAGAGCAUGGGGUACAGUUUUGCCACAACAGGAAGGAGAUGCUGCAUAACCAUAGUUCUGAAUAUCUUUGACUGAAAAGAGGAGACAUUACAUCAGUGUACAAGGAAACCUGAGGACUGUUGGAGUGAGGGACAAAAAGUAUACGCCCCUUCACAUUCCACCUGCAGAGGGAAUCAUCAAAGAAUAUGUAAAAGCUGUGAAGCCUCUGGUCCCCAAGACUGUAAUUACUCGUAUGUGUAUGGUUGACCAAGUGACAGGAUGGCAAACAGCCAUAGCUUAAUCAAAAGUAUCAGAAUAGAAUUGAAAAAAAGUUCCAUUUGUUAUGUCUUACUGUAGUAAAUUCCCAUGUGGUCUUGUGUUCUGUGGGGGAAUGUGACCCAUCUCAAAUUCAGGGAGCAGCUGAUUAGGGAUCUUGUUCUUUCCUAUGAAAAAGAAUGCUGAAGUGUGUGAUAUGCUAAGGAGUUUAUACAGAUGUGUCUUCUUGAAUUGAAACAUUGAGUGCAUUGCCUAGCCAGAGGAAAAGAGGAUUGUUGUUGGGUGUGCCAAAUGAAAACAGUUGCAAGAAGUGUAACUGCAAUCUGUGUGCUGUACCUUGCCUCAAGGUCUAGCACAUCAAACACAGUUGUGGCUGUCACUGACUCUCUGUACUGAUUGUGACUGUAUCGAGUGUGUGACAUGGUCUGCACAAUGAAACAGAGAUUUCUCCUCCAGUCCAGUGUAGUUUGGUAUGAUGAAACUGCACCAUUCUUUAAUGAAGUUCUGUAAUCCAUACAGCAUAGUAUCUUUUAAGUAUGGAUGGAUAUGUGAGUAAGUCUUGGCCAGACAUUAACAGAGGAGAAAGUCAUGUUUUUAUGCAAGUGUUUAUGUUGUAAAUUUUAUAAUUUUGCCACAAGCUUUUAAAUAACAUUAAUCUUGACUAUACGAAAUGCAUUAAAUUUGGCUGAAAAAUAAUGAUACUGUUUGAGACAUGAUGCAUUUAUUACUCUAACUUAUGGGUUCUUAAACAAACAGUAGAGAUGCAUAUUUUGUCUAGUACAAUGCAAAUACAAUAUUAAACUGUCACUUUAAAUUCCAACUGAUUGCCAAGCAGAGGUUUAAAUGCGCCAUACUUUGAAGCUAAUCUCUUGGAAUUCUGAUCACCUCAUUUUAUUUGAAUGUUGUUGUAACUUGUUCUUUUGUAUUAAAUUUGAUGCCAUAGAGGUGUGGUCUGUCAUUUCAUAUAAUACUCUGAUCCAGCUGUAGACAGUAAAAACUGAAUAUAGGAACAUGUAGUGGAGGUUACUGUUGAAGUUGUUGAAUUUAUCAGUACAGCAGGUAGAAAUGUAUCAAAAAAUUAAAGGGAGCAAAUGAAUUUGUUUUGUUGACUCUAUUUUCAGUAAUUUUGGCUAAAAACAUACCUUCUGUUUAAAUUGCUCCUUCAUCCUUUUACAAGAGGUAUGUUUGUCUUUGCUGAGGGUUUUCCUAAAACAAACAAACAAACAAUGAACACUUGCCAUUGGUUACAGACUUCUCAGACAUUCUGUAGCUCCUCAUAACAUGGUAACCUCAAAAUAGAACAGAUUGCUGUCAUCAUACUUCUUGCUGCUAUAAGCAUAAUGUGAAACAUGAGAUGAUCUUACAGUUGUUUGCUGUGGAAAUAUUGAAGUUCAGCCUUUUAUUAUUCCUUGCAUGUUACUGGGGCAGACUUCUCAUCCAGUAAGUAAAGGUAUAUGAGGAAGUUCUAAAGCUUUAGCAUAUGUGUUCAUAUAUGUUUAACUGUUAAGUGGAAAAAGAAAUCUAAAAAUGUUUUCAGUGCUCAUUGAAUCAAUUUAACAUAAACUGUGCUUUGGAUAUCUUCAUAUAGCACUAGGUUUCUGCUGUCUCUGCAAUGUCCAGUCACUGCAGAGGUGACAGACUUACUUCACCAGGGUAAAGUUUACAGUUCUGAAUGAACUGUGUGAUGCUCUCAUGUAGGGUCUAAUAGUAUUAAUGUGCUCAUUCUCUUGCUCUCCUUGGCUUUCCUAGAAACAUUUAUACUUCAUGAACUUGCUACCUGGUUGGCUCUCCUACCUGUACCUUCUGGGCACAUUUUAGUAAACACAACUUCUUGUAAAAGAAAAAAAGAGAUGUCACAACCAGUGAUGUAAAGACAUGGCUGUAGAGGGAUAUCCAGGAAAUUAAUAAUUUGUAUUUUCAGAAAGACCAGCUUUUUGUUACUGUUACUGUUACUAGAACAUAACUUUCCUUCAUUUUGUAUGGUUUGUAACCAGUGUUUUGCUGAUAUCUGAAUUCUGACCUAAUACUGUUAGGACACCUAAUCACCAUUAUUUGCAUCCAGACUGAACUCCCUGCAAGUAAUUCGUCACUUACUUUAACAAAGGCACAAGCAGUUAUGAUGUCUUUCUUAAUUUCAAUAUAUGUAGUCCCAGAUGCCAUCUAGACAGAAUGUUGAAAGCUGCUGAUAUGUAUAGAACCAAAUAGUUCAUAAAUUGAGGCAUAUCCAUUACAGUCACUUUAAAAAAUUAUGUAAACCUCAUUCUUGGGUGCAGGAACACAGUUUUGCAAUUGUGAUCUUAAGGUGAAAAUUUGGGGGGCUGAAGGUGCACAUUUAUAUAUUUCAAGUUCCUUGUGAAUUGAUACACAAAUAAUAUGACAUUAUCUUCAUUCUACAGUUAUAAAAUGAAUUACACUAUGCGUUGUCACAAUGGGUCCCUUUUGAUAUAAACACUGAUAUGCAAACAGCACAAUGAAAUAGUAAUGAAUUGGUAUGCUAAAACAACAAUCUCCAGCAUCUCACUGUAGGUGUGCUGUGGGGUAGUUUGGGAAUUAAACUUAGUUAACUGAUGUUACAUGUUUUCUGUGUGGUCUCACUUUCUUUUUAUUUUCUCAGAGAAAAAUAAUGUCUCUUGAUAAUUCUAGCACUACUUUCAUUAUUUCUUAAGAGUACUGUACUUUCAGUAGGAGUAUCAGUAUUUGAAAUCUGGAGAAAUAUUGGCUGAAGAAUUUAAAAUUCAUUGUUAUAUGUAUCAGUUUUCUAUGAAUUUAUAAGUAAAGUUAGAAUUGAAUUUCAUGAAGUGCAACAGUGUUUUUUAAUAAUGAAAUAGAGCCUUCAGAUGUUUUGGCCAAUGCUGGCCUUCACUUAAUUUUACUUAUGUAGUAUAGAGUGCAAUAUCUGAGGAUAAUGCGUAUCAUAAAUGUCACUAUGAAUUCUUUUGAAGUGAUAUGUAAAAACUCAGAAUUUUAUAAUUUUGUUUAUGUUUGUUUUCAAAUUCUCUGUAAUAUUAUUAUGUUUAUUGUUAUAUGAACCUUGCCAUAAUUUUUUAUGAAACUUAAUAUUUGUCGGAUAUACUUUUUAGUUGGUAGAAAGAUUAUAUGUAAAUAUGAGGUCAAAGUUACUGAUCUGAAAAUUCAUACAUUGUUAUCCCCACUGAUCCAUACAGAAUCCCUAGUGGCAAUUCAGUCUCUUUAUAUUUUUUGGGAGGCAGAUCAUCAAAAAAUAUCAUUUUGUACUUAAUAAUAGUGAUAAUAAGCAAAAUAAAUUGUUUUAAGUGUGUCAGUAUUA